Molecule: messenger RNA, 2119 nt
Organism: Scheffersomyces amazonensis
Lineage: Eukaryota; Fungi; Ascomycota; Pichiomycetes; Serinales; Debaryomycetaceae
Gene: GNP1
Product: amino acid transporter
Exons: 1
Coding region: 258-1979 (573 amino acids)
Biological process (GO): amino acid transmembrane transport
Cellular component (GO): membrane
Molecular function (GO): amino acid transmembrane transporter activity
Source: RefSeq, a predicted model, not a curated record
UGUAAUUUAUUUCUGUUUGAUAAGCAGCGUACUUUGACCUGUAAGAUGCUAUCAAAUUCCAUUUGCAGAAAUUAUGAGUUCUAUUAUCUUUUAACCAUCUUAUGAUAAUUUUCUUUUAUAAAUAUAUAGCUUCCCCCACCUGAUUUGAAAUAUCGUUACUUGCAAAUAUAAUAUUCCUUAAAUUUUUUUAGUUUGUUUUAUUUCCUAUUUCUUAUUUCAAUUAUCAUUCAUUCAUAGAAUUAUAGAAAUAUUAUAUUAUGUCGUUUAAUAAAAAAGAUAUAGAAUUAAAUCCUAUAGUAUCAGAACUAAAGAAUGCUUCAGCAGACGGUUCUGAUACUAAUUCUUCAACUACUGUUGUCUCAGAAUUAUCUGGAUGGGAAAAGUUUAAAGACAGUUUCAGAAGACAAAAUAGAAGUGAUGUCGAUGCUGGUAAACAAUUAGCCAAAGGUAUUAGUCAUCGUCAUUUGAUUUUAAUGGCUCUUGUCACCGGUGUUGGUACUGGUCUUUUAGUUGGUUCUGGUCGUGUUCUUCAUACAGCCGGUCCUUUGUUCCUUAUCGUUGGUUAUGCUAUCGUUGGUUCUUUCUUAUAUCCAACUUUACAAGCUGCUGGUGAAAUGGCUGUUAAUUACAGUGAUCUUUCUGGUGGUUAUAAUAAUUACCCUCGUAAAUUUAUUGAUGAAUCUUUAGCUUUUGCUAUCACAUGGAAUUAUUGUAUUCAAUGGCUUUCUGUCAUUGCUAUUGAAUUAGUUACUGCUGCUAUGACCAUUCAAUAUUGGACUACUAGUAUUAAUCCAGAUGUUUGGGUUACCAUUUUUUACAUUGUCAUUGUUUUCAUUAACUUUUAUGGGGCAAAAGGUUACGGUGAAGGUGAAUUCAUUUUAGGUUCUUGUAAACUUUUAAUGAUCACUGGUUUCAUAAUCAUGGGUAUAGUCAUUAACGUUGGUGGAGGUCCAGAAAAGCAAUUUAUCGGUGGAAAAUACUGGCACGAUCCUGGUUUCCACACCAACUUUAAGGGUCUUUGUUCUGUCUUCGUUACUGGUGCCUUUAGUCUUGGUCAGAGUGAGUUCGUAGCAUUGAGUGCUGCUGAACAGAGAAAUCCAAGAAGAGCUAUUCCUAAUGCUUGUAAGUUGAUCUUCUGGAGAAUUGUUAUUUUAUUUUUAGGUUCAUUAACUAUUGUUGGUUUAUUGGUUCCAUACACUUCUGAUAGACUUAUGGGUUCUCACGGUGGUGGUUCUCAUGCAUCUCCAUUUGUUUUAGCUGCAGAACUUCAUGGUGUCAAGUCUUGUGCUUCAAUUAUCAAUGCUGUAAUUUUAUUAUCUGUUACAUCUGUUGCAUCAUCUUCAUUAUAUUCUGCUUCAAGAACUUUACAAUCAUUAUCUGAACAACAUUUUGCUCCUACAUACUUUAACUAUAUUGAUAAAGCAGGUAGACCAUUGAGAUCCUUGAUUGUCUGUACAAUUAUUGGAUUAUUUUCAUUUAUUGCAGCUUUUAAAAAGCAAGAAACAGUCUUCAACUGGUUAUUAUCUAUUUCUGGUCUUUCUCAAAUUUUCACCUGGUUUGGAAUUUGUAUGUCUCACAUUAGAUUUAGAUCUGCUUUGAAGCAUAACAACAUAUCAUUAGAUUCAUUAGGUUAUGUUGCUUCUACUGGUACUUUAGGUUCUUGGUAUGCUAUUGUUUGGUACAUUCUUGUAUUAAUUGCUCAAUUCUGGUUAGCUUUAUAUCCAGUUGGUUCUGGUACGCCAAAUGCUUCCAACUUUUUCCAAAACUAUCUUGGUGCUAUUGUUUUAAUCCUUUUCUACGUUGGUCACAAGAUUUAUACCAAAAACUGGAAAUUAUUUAUUAGAGUUCAAGAUAUGGAUAUUCAAACCAAUAGAACUAUUUUUGAUGAAGAAGUAUUAAAUUUAGAAAAGGCUGAAGAAGCUGAAAGAAGAAAACAUUACUCAUUCUUUAAGAAGAUUAUAUUGAUGCUUUUCAAUUAAGCAAAGACUUCACAUUUCAUAGCAUUUGGUAUUUGUUCAUUUUAGUUCUCUGUACAAUUUACAUUAGUUAUUAUUAUUUUUUGGUUUUCUUUUUACAAUUAAUGUCUUACGUAUUUUUUAUACAAUAACUAUUCCUUCAA